Molecule: messenger RNA, 1304 nt
Organism: Panicum virgatum (switchgrass)
Lineage: Eukaryota; Viridiplantae; Streptophyta; Magnoliopsida; Poales; Poaceae
Product: probable adenylate kinase 7, mitochondrial
Exons: 5
Coding region: 90-986 (298 amino acids)
Biological process (GO): nucleobase-containing compound metabolic process
Cellular component (GO): cytoplasm; mitochondrion
Molecular function (GO): AMP kinase activity; ATP binding
Source: RefSeq, a predicted model, not a curated record
CCUCCGCCCCCACCACCACUCGCCACCCCCGCCCCGCCCCCAAAACCCUACGCCCCCCCCGCAAACCCUAGCCGCCGCCGCCGCCAGCAAUGGCCGGCCUCCUGCGGCUCGCCGGCCGAUCCCUCUCCCGCCGCGCGCUCCCGCCCGCCCCGGCCCACCGGGGGCUCGCGGCCUCGGCGGCGGCCCUGGCGGACGACUACUGGUCCGACUGGGAGGACGAGGAGGAGGAGGCGCGCCGCGCGCGGGCCUCGGCGCCCGUCGCGGGGACCGACCCCGCCGGCGGGGCGCCCCGGGGCGUGCAGUGGGUGGUGAUGGGCCGCCCGGGCCCGCAGAAGCACGCCCACGCCGCGCGCCUCGCGGAGGUCCUCGCCGUGCCCUACAUCUCCAUGGGGACGCUCGUCAGGCAGGAGCUCUGCCCCGCCUCGCAGCUCUACAGGAAGAUAGCAAAUUCGGUAAAUGAAGGGAGGCUUGUGCCCGAGGACAUCAUAUUUGGAUUGCUGACGAAGCGGCUUGAGGAGGGAUACAACAAGGGUGAAACUGGAUUCAUUCUUGAUGGGAUACCACGCACCCGUAUGCAAGCUGAGAUUCUUGAUGAGAUUGUGGACAUUGAUUUGGUUCUGAAUUUCAAAUGCGCUGAUGACUGUUUCAUGAAGAAGCGGUCAAGGGGCGAUAUAUGUUCCCACUGUGGUCAGCUUUUUGAUGUCAGCAAGUCAGCAUCUAUGAACUGUAGCCCUUGUGUUGGGAGCUAUACAUGGCAUUCUCAGGUAGAGCCUGCAAGUGUUCUAGGCCUCGAAGACUCAAGGUUGGAGAGGAUGCGUACUUAUGCUAAGCAGACCAAGCUACUGGAAGAUUACUACAAGCAACAGAGAAAAAUUGUGGAACUGAAGACAUCGGCUCGCCCUGGGGAAACAUGGCAGGGGCUUGUAGCCGCCCUGCACCUCCAGCAUCUGGAUGCACCCCCAACACCACACAAACUCACCGUGUAAAUAUUAUUCGUGCUACGUCUGAGUAGAGUCUAAGGGUCUGAAUUUCGAUCCUGCCUGCAGCAUAUCUAAUAUCCCUAUGUUUGUGGGUUCUGGCUCCAGAGGGAGUCAGUCGGCUAUGUCAUUUUUUGUUCGUUGUUGUUGUUACUAUAGAUAAAAUGUAAGCGAUUUUGCAGACGCGCUUAUAUGGCUGUAACCGAGAGUUUUGGACUUCCAAGUGCAAGCGUACUCGCUUAUGUGGCUCCAUGGUGCUGAUGUUUUGCACCUGCUUUAUAUUAUCAUGCUCCUUUAGUCCAUUGUGGUUUUGCCCACAUCAUUUCA